Cynara cardunculus var. scolymus (artichoke) is the source of this 672-nucleotide messenger RNA. Its product is annotated as agamous-like MADS-box protein AGL61. Bases 1 to 672 code for a protein of 223 amino acids. The transcript has a single exon. Gene Ontology annotation, biological process: regulation of transcription by RNA polymerase II. Lineage: Eukaryota; Viridiplantae; Streptophyta; Magnoliopsida; Asterales; Asteraceae. Gene Ontology annotation, molecular function: RNA polymerase II cis-regulatory region sequence-specific DNA binding; protein dimerization activity; DNA-binding transcription factor activity, RNA polymerase II-specific. The record is from RefSeq and is a predicted model, not a curated record.
AUGGCUAAGAAACCAAGCUUGGGUCGCCAAAAGAUCAAGAUCGCAAAAAUCCARAUAAAAAACCAUCUACAAGUAACCUUCUCGAAGAGACGGUCAGGGCUCUUCAAGAAGGCUAGUGAGCUUUGCACAUUGUGUGGGGUUGAAAUUGUUAUUCUGGUAUUUUCUCCUGCUGGAAAGGUUUUUUCCUUUGGACAUCCACAAGUCGAGUCAGUUGUUGAUAGAUUUUUGACCAGAAACCUUAAUCUUAACUCGRCAAGUUUACAUUUCAUAGAGGCUCGUAGGAUAGCUAGCAUUCCUGAGCUAAACACGCAACUGAUGCACUUGUUGAAUGAGUUAGAAGUUGAGACAAAAAGAAGCAAGACGCUAGACGAAAUGAGAAAGGUGAGCCAGAGCCAGUUUUGGUGGGAAGCGUCAAUYGGAGACCUGAUUCUCCAUGAGCUUGAACAACUGAAGGUUUCAAUGGAGGAACUCAAGAAGACUAUCGCUACACAAGCUAAUAAGCUUUUAUUCGAGAAUUCUAACUCUAUGCCAAUCUUCGGUACUAAUAAUAGUAUUAGUGGUGGUAUUGAUCACUAUGAGAUCAAACCCGCUCCUAUCAUAUCAGCAUCGUUUGGUGCGUCUCACAUCCAUAGCUAUGGUUAUGGAUAUGGCUAUGACCAUGGUUUGUUCUAA